Leopardus geoffroyi (Geoffroy's cat) is the source of this 2987-nucleotide messenger RNA. It is a transcript of the gene ACTR1A, whose product is annotated as actin related protein 1A. Lineage: Eukaryota; Metazoa; Chordata; Mammalia; Carnivora; Felidae. The record is from RefSeq and is a predicted model, not a curated record. Bases 162 to 1292 code for a protein of 376 amino acids. The transcript is spliced from 11 exons.
ACCCAGCGGUAAGGCAUGCUGGGGGUUGUAGUUCUUCGGAGGCGAGGUCUGGCCGCUCCCUAGCCGCCUUGGACCGGCGGCUAGACUGCGCAUGCGUGUCAGUGGCGUUAGCAGCAGACCCGGCUGGCAGUUCCUUCCUCGGAAGGAGAUAUUCUUCUGCCAUGGAGUCCUACGAUGUGAUCGCCAACCAGCCUGUCGUGAUCGACAACGGAUCCGGUGUGAUUAAAGCUGGUUUUGCUGGUGAUCAGAUUCCCAAAUAUUGCUUUCCAAACUAUGUGGGCAGACCCAAACACGUUCGUGUCAUGGCCGGAGCCCUGGAAGGUGACAUCUUCAUUGGCCCCAAAGCCGAGGAACACCGAGGGCUGCUCUCCAUCCGCUACCCCAUGGAGCACGGCAUCGUCAAGGACUGGAACGAUAUGGAGCGCAUCUGGCAAUAUGUCUAUUCUAAGGACCAACUGCAGACUUUCUCAGAGGAGCACCCUGUGCUCCUGACGGAGGCACCUUUAAACCCACGGAAAAACCGCGAACGAGCUGCUGAAGUUUUCUUCGAGACCUUCAAUGUUCCAGCCCUUUUCAUCUCCAUGCAAGCUGUGCUCAGCCUUUACGCCACAGGCAGGACCACAGGUGUGGUGCUGGAUUCUGGGGACGGCGUCACACAUGCUGUACCCAUUUAUGAGGGCUUUGCCAUGCCCCACUCAAUCAUGCGCAUCGACAUUGCUGGCCGAGAUGUCUCUCGCUUCCUUCGCCUCUACCUGCGGAAGGAGGGCUAUGAUUUCCACUCAUCUUCUGAGUUUGAGAUUGUCAAGGCCAUAAAAGAAAGAGCCUGCUACCUGUCCAUAAACCCGCAGAAGGAUGAGACACUAGAGACGGAGAAGGCUCAGUACUACCUGCCCGACGGCAGCACCAUUGAGAUUGGUCCUUCCCGAUUCCGGGCACCUGAGCUGCUGUUCAGGCCAGACCUGAUUGGAGAGGAGAGUGAGGGCAUCCACGAGGUGCUGGUGUUUGCCAUCCAGAAGUCGGACAUGGACUUGCGGCGCACGCUCUUCUCUAACAUCGUCCUCUCGGGAGGCUCCACCCUGUUCAAAGGUUUUGGUGACAGGCUACUGAGUGAAGUGAAGAAACUGGCUCCGAAAGACGUGAAGAUCAGGAUAUCUGCACCUCAAGAGAGACUGUAUUCCACAUGGAUUGGGGGCUCCAUCCUUGCCUCCCUGGACACCUUUAAGAAGAUGUGGGUCUCCAAGAAGGAAUAUGAAGAAGACGGUGCCCGAUCUAUCCACAGGAAAACCUUCUAAUGUUGGGACAUCAUCUUCACCUCUCUCUGAAGUUAACUCCACUUUAAAACUCGCUUUCUUGAGUCGGAGUGUUUGCGAGGAACUGCCUGUGUGUGUGAGUGUGUGUGUGAGCGCGUGGAUACGAGUGUGUGCGCAUAUGCGAGUGCCGUGUGGCCCAGGGAUCCCAGGGCCCAGAAAGGACGAUGAACUACCCAUGAUGGUGAUGGCCUGAGGCCUGGGGUUGACCACUAACUGGCCCCCAACAGGGAAGAGUGCUGGCAGAGGGCCACUUCGUCAGCUGGGCCUUUGGCCUGCUGUGUGGGACUAUGUUUACUACCAUAGGGAGACAGAGAAGGUAAAUCCUGGGAGACCUUGCUGCUGCCCAUCCCAGGCUGGGCUAGCCCCACCCCGUCCCACCCCCAGGGUGCCCUGAGGCCCAAGGCAGCCGCUGCAUCCCUUGCUGGGCCUUCUGCUCUUGAUGCCAAUCAAUCAUGGACUGAGGACUGGGGCCAGGGUUGAGUUCUGUCUGGUUUUGUUGCAAUUUGGGUUCAGGAGUCUGGAAAAGCACUCCAGGAGCUGUUACUGAGACUCUGGGGUCAGGAGACGGCAGGGUCCCCUCAACCUCACUUGGGGACCAGUACCACGCUGGGCAUUCAAAGAGGCAGGAGUAGUGCUACUUCUGGUUGGUGGCAGAGCGAACACCCCAACCCUCAGCCCCUGUCCAGGGGGGUCUCGGGAGAGUUUCAGGAGCCUGUCAGCCCCAGGCCCUGUUACUUGCUUUUCAUCCAUCCUUGGGCAAUGCCAUCUUCAGUUUUAUUUAUUGAAGUGUUUGUUCAGUAUGGGACUGGAGAGAGGGAGCUCAUCGCCUCCUGCCCACCAGUCACCCUGUUCACACUAAUGUUUACAGCACCUCAGUUUAGCAUAGCGUCCAGGGCCCCGCCAUUCCCUGCUAAUGGUGAACCGACAGUAUCCACAGGCCUCGGGCCUAUUUAGGAUCAGAGGCUACAUUCAAAGUCACUACCGCCAGCCUCUUUUUUCCUCUUCCUUUUGCUCACUUCCCUGGAAUCAACAGGCUGGUUGCUGGUUAGAUUUCUGAAACAGGAGGUAGAAUUGCUCUUUGGCAGAGGCCCCUAGCAAAGGAGGGAUACUGGGGAUCCAGCGCUCUUAGGACUAGAGAAAGAGCUGCAAUUAACCAGGUUGCCUUUUCCCACUCUAGCUGACCCAGGGGGGUAGGCUGUAGAGGAGAGAAGGCCCCCACUGGGCUGAUGUGUGCCAUUCGUAAUUUUGGACUUGUCUAGUUAAGGAGGGAGGGGGCCAGACCAGAGUGCCAGGAACUAAUGGGCCUAGGCUCAUCUCCUCUCCAGUGGGGCCCGGUGCCUACCCUGGACUGGGCUGGUCUAGCAGUGUCCAAAAAGUCUCCUCAGCCCAGAUGUGCAAAGCUGGGGCUAGCAGAUCUUCACCGGCACCCUCACCUGUGACACCGAGACCCGCCCCAGUCCCAGAUUCCAGGCAGCACUCCCCCCAUGCCGUCCAACGACCAAAGGCCCUGCCAGGUAUGGGCCACAGCAGCAGGUGUGUGUGAAAGCGAUGUGGCGACCCGCAGACUGCAGUGUGCUUAACCAGCUCACCUCCCUUCUCUUAGCCCAAGCCUGUCCCUUGCACAAACCACGUUGCCUGGUGGGGCCCAGUGUACUUAAAUAAAGUCGUUCCAAUAGA